Molecule: messenger RNA, 2412 nt
Organism: Engraulis encrasicolus (European anchovy)
Lineage: Eukaryota; Metazoa; Chordata; Actinopteri; Clupeiformes; Engraulidae
Gene: kirrel3b
Product: kirre like nephrin family adhesion molecule 3b
Exons: 16
Coding region: 22-2412 (796 amino acids)
Biological process (GO): cell-cell adhesion; synapse assembly
Cellular component (GO): cell-cell junction; plasma membrane
Molecular function (GO): cell adhesion molecule binding
Source: RefSeq, a predicted model, not a curated record
CCUCCCCAAACACCACCGGAGAUGAUCGUCCGCAUCUUGCUGCUCAUCUUGCUGAUGGGUCACGGGGCCGUGGCAAGGUUUGCCCAGGAGCCCACGGACCAGAUCGUGGUUGCCGGGCAGCCAGUCACCCUACCGUGUUCCAUCCCUGGUUACCACGGCGUUGUGCUCUGGAUCAAAGAUGGCUUGGCCUUGGGCGUGAGCAGAGAUCUCACAGGUUACCCUCGAUACUCAGUGGUGGGUGACCACAGCUCUGGUGAGCACCACCUCCGCAUCCAGCGAGUGGAGCUAUUGGACGACGCUGUGUUUGAGUGCCAGGCCAUCCAGGCAGCCAUGAGGUCACGUCCUGCCCGCCUCACCGUGCUAGUGCCUCCCGAGGACCCUGUUAUCAAUGGAGGACCGGUGGUGAGCCUGCGCGCCGGGGACCCCCUCAAUCUGACCUGCCAUGCCGACAACGCCAAACCGGCAGCUUCCAUCAUCUGGAUACGCAAUGGAGAGGUGCUCAACGGGGCCAUGUAUUCCAAGACUCUCCUCCGGGAUGGGCGACGGGAGAGCACCAUCAGCACACUGUACAUCUCUCCCUCGAACAUCGAGUCGGGACAGCAGAUCAUUUGUCGUGCCUCCAAUAAGGCUGUCCCCAAUGGCAAGGAGACCAGUGUCACCAUUGACAUCCAACAUUUGCCACUGGUGAACCUGUCGGUGGAGCCUCAGCCUGUUCUGGAGGGCAACCCUGUCCGCUUCCACUGCUCUGCCAAAGCAAACCCUCCAGUCACGCAGUACAGGUGGGCCAAAGGAGGCAGCAUCAUCAAAGAAGUGUACGGUGACACCUACGAGGUUAUCGUGGACCACUCCUUCUUCACGGAGCCCGUCUCCUGCGAGGUGACCAACCCCCUGGGCAGCACCAAUAUCAGCCGCAAUGUUGACGUCUACUUUGGCCCUCGCAUGGCCACUGAGCCACUGUCUUUGCAGGUGGAUUUGGGAUCAGAUGCCGAGUUCAACUGCGCUUGGACGGGCAACCCAUCUCUCACUAUUGUCUGGAUGAAGCGAGGAUCUGGAGUGGUGUUGAGCAAUGAGAACAUCCUGACUCUGAAGGCGGUGAGGCAGGAGGAUGCUGGGAAAUAUGUGUGCCGUGCGGUGGUCCCCAGGGUGGCGGCGGGAGAGAAGGAGGUCUCCCUCACAGUCAACGGCCCUCCGACCAUCUCCAAGACCCAGACGAAACAGGAGCUGCACGGGGAGAAGGGCCAGAUUCAGUGCUUCAUCACCAGCACUCCUCCGCCAGAUCGCAUAGCCUGGUCUUGGAAGGAGACCGUGCUGGAAUCCGGCACGUCCGGCCGCUACACGGUGGAGACGGUGAGCACGGAGGACGGUGCCAUCUCCACGCUCACCAUGAGCAAUAUAGUGCCUGCAGACUUCCAGACCAUCUACAACUGCACCGCCUGGAACAGCUUCGGGUCCGACACAGAGAUCAUUCGGCUCCAGGAACAAGCAUCAGUACCGGUGGCUGUCAUCAUCGGCGUUGCCGUGGGUGCCUUUGUGGCCUUCAUCGUGCUGCUGGGGACCAUCGGAGCCUUCUGCUGCACCCGCGCCCAGAGGAAGGACGCUCACCUGGUUAUGCCCUCACUGCCCGCCUCCAUCUGUGCUCAGCAGAGAGAACUUGCCAGCAAAAUUAAGACAGAAAACCUAAAAGGCGUGGUGUCGGCCAAGAAUGACAUCCGCGUGGAGAUCGUUCACAAGGACCACAACGCCGCCCGAGAGAAUGAGGAGCACGCUGCUAUGAAACAGCUGAUGAUUGAGCGGGGUGAGUUCCAGCAGGAGUCUGUGUUGAAGCAGCUGGAGGUCCUGCAGGAAGAGGAGAAGGAGUACCAGCACAUUAAGCAGGACCCAACCAAUGGCUACUACAGCGUCAACACCUUCAAGGAGCACCACUCCACCCCCACCAUCACCCUGGCAACCGGCGGCGGUGGCGGCGGCGGCGGCAACCAGCAGCCGCCCUCGGCAGCGGACAUCCGCACGACGCCCUCGGCCUCCACGUCCGCCUCGGCCACGGGCACGAUGGGCCCGGUGGGCAAGCAGCGCGUGCCCACGGGCAUGUCCUUCACCAACAUCUACUCCACGCUGGGCGCGGGCCCCAACCGCCUGUACGACUACAGCCAGCGCUUUGUGCUGGGCAUGGGCAGCAGCUCCAUCGAGCUGUGCGAGCGCGAGUUCCAGCGCGGCUCGCUCAGCGACUCCAGCUCCUUCCUGGACACGCAGUGCGACAGCAGCGUCAGCAGCUACAGCAAGCAGGACGGCUACGUGCAGUUCGAUAAGGACAGCAAGGCGUCCGCCUCGUCCUCGUCGCACUACUCGCAGUCGUCCUCGCAGAACUCGGACCUCACCAGGCCCCUGCAGAAACGCAUGCAGACGCACGUCUGA